Sinocyclocheilus anshuiensis is the source of this 922-nucleotide messenger RNA. Its product is annotated as lysozyme C-1-like. Gene Ontology annotation, molecular function: lysozyme activity. The record is from RefSeq and is a predicted model, not a curated record. Lineage: Eukaryota; Metazoa; Chordata; Actinopteri; Cypriniformes; Cyprinidae. The transcript has 4 exons. Bases 75 to 506 code for a protein of 143 amino acids.
AGCUUCCACCCUCCAUCUGAACUCCUCUUCAGAUAGCAGAUAUUGACAGUGAUUUUCUGAGUAGCACUGCAGAUAUGAGGGUGGCUAUUGCUGUCUUGUGUCUGAUGUGGCUGUGCUUGUGUGAGAGCCGCACGCUGGAUCGCUGUGAUGUUGUCCGUAUCUUCAAGCAAGAGGGACUUGAUGGCUUUGAGGGAUUCUCAAUUGGCAACUAUGUGUGCACGGCCUACUGGGAAAGCAGGUUUAAGACCGAAAGAGUGCGUUCGGCUGAUACCGGGAAAGACUAUGGAAUCUUCCAGAUAAACAGUUUUAAAUGGUGCGAUGACGGCACUCCAGGUGGAAAGAACACGUGCAGAAUACCCUGUUCAGAUUUGCUUAAGGAUGACCUGAAAGCUUCAAUUGAAUGUGCAAAGCUCAUUGUGAAAACCGAAGGACUAAAAUCAUGGGACAGCUGGGAUAGUUACUGUAAUGGGCGCAAUAUGUCACGCUGGGUGAAAGGUUGUGAGUAGCGCUAAUAAGGCCUUGAUUGCCUGCAGGAGCUUUAAUUAGCUAUAAUGCCCUCAGAUUAUGUGCUAAUGCAUUUAAACUCUUGGUUGAUAUGACUUUUAAAAACUAAAAGAUAUUGUCAUUAUUAACAUUUGUAACCUUGAUCUUGAGAUGUCAAUUAAAAAUCCUUCCCAAAUUGUUAAUAAUUUGUGCUUUGCAGUGCUUUACAAUCUCACUUUUGGCUAAAGCUUAUGCAGCAGCAAAUUGUGACAGGUAGUUUGUUUGAUACUAGAUAGUAGCGGUGGGCUUUUAUUUAAAUUGCUUUUAUUAAAAAUGGAAUAAUCUGUAAUUGAAAACCCAUAUUGAUUGAAGAGUACUCUGAAUAUUGGACACGUCUCCCUCAAUGUCUACGCUGAUUUAUGUAUCCUACAUCCAAUUU